GCUCACACCUCAUCGCCUUCUCUCUCUAACAAACCAGAAAAGGAAAGAUAAAAACAGAAAAAAGUUCACCACGAAAAAAGCUUCUUUUGCUCUGAUCGAUCAAUCUGCCAUGGCGGAGAAGAGCUUCAAGUAUGUGAUCCUUGGUGGUGGCGUCGCAGCAGGAUAUGCAGCUAGGGAGUUUGCCAAACAGGGGGUUCAGCCAGGUGAACUAGCUUUAAUCUCCAAAGAAGCGGUGGCUCCUUAUGAACGUCCUGCUCUCAGCAAGGCUUACUUGUUUCCUGAGUCUCCUGCUAGACUUCCUGGGUUUCAUGUUUGUGUUGGUAGUGGAGGAGAGAGAUUACUUCCUGAUUGGUACAAGGAGAAAGGUAUUGAAUUGAUUCUUAGUACUGAAAUAGUUAAAGCAGAUCUUCCUGGGAAGACUCUUAUUAGUGCAGAUGGAAAAUCCUUCAAGUAUCAGAUUCUUAUUAUUGCAACUGGUUCUACAGUUAUAAAGUUGAGUGAUUUUGGUGUUCAAGGAGCUGAUGCAAAAAAUAUUUUCUACUUGAGAGAAAUUGAUGAUGCUGACAAGCUUAAUGAAGCAAUUAAAGAAAAAAAGAACGGGAAGGCUGUGAUUGUUGGUGGUGGAUACAUUGGUCUUGAGCUUGGUGCUGCUUUGAGAAUUAAUAAUCUAGAUGUCACCAUGGUUUACCCUGAACCUUGGUGCAUGCCUCGGCUUUUUACUUCUGGCAUAGCUGCUUUCUAUGAGGGUUACUAUGCAAAUAAAGGAAUUAAAAUUAUCAAAGGAACAGUGGCAGUUGGUUUUAGUACCAAUUCAGAGGGAGAGGUGACAGAAGUUAAGCUGAAGGAUGGUAAUGUGCUAGGAGCUGACAUUGUUGUUGUUGGUGUUGGAGGAAGACCCCUUACUACAUUAUUCAAGGGACAAGUUGAAGAGGAGAAAGGUGGCAUCAAGACUGAUGGUUUCUUCAAAACAAGUGUGCCCGAUGUAUAUGCUGUGGGUGAUGUGGUUACUUUCCCAUUGAAAUUGUACAAUGAGGAUAGAAGAGUAGAGCAUGUUGAUCAUGCACGCAAGUCAGCUGAGCAGGCUGUUAAGGCCAUCAAGGCAAGCGAGGAGGGAAAAUCAAUAGAUGCUUAUGAUUACCUUCCAUACUUCUAUUCUCGCGCUUUUGAUUUGUCAUGGCAGUUCUAUGGUGACAACGUUGGCGACACAGUGCUUUUUGGAGACAGCAAUCCUGCAUCACCAAAGGCCAAGUUUGGAUCGUACUGGAUUAAAGAUGGCAAGGUUGUUGGAGCAUUUCUGGAGGGUGGUACACCAGAGGAAAACAAAGCUAUCGCUAAUGUUGCUAGGGUCCAACCCCCAGUUGAGAGUCUAGAUCAGCUUGCAAAGGAAGGUCUUUCCUUUGCUAGCAAGAUCUAAAAUUUUCCUUUUAAGCGUGUCAGUAUAUUGGUUUGCCGCUGGUUUCUAAAUAGGUACAUAGUACCAUAUGUUCUGGGUUGUAUUGUUACAGUGCGUGCUGGCUUUGGCUUUCCAAAUUUAUUCUAGAUAUUUCUUAUUCUAAAAAUAAUGACUUCGUUAUUUUCUUA
This is a messenger RNA of Ziziphus jujuba (common jujube), 1581 nucleotides long. Its product is annotated as monodehydroascorbate reductase, seedling isozyme. The record is from RefSeq and is a predicted model, not a curated record. Gene Ontology annotation, cellular component: cytoplasm. The transcript is spliced from 10 exons. NCBI's taxonomy places the organism in Eukaryota, Viridiplantae, Streptophyta, Magnoliopsida, Rosales, Rhamnaceae. Gene Ontology annotation, molecular function: flavin adenine dinucleotide binding; oxidoreductase activity, acting on NAD(P)H. Bases 110 to 1414 code for a protein of 434 amino acids.